Molecule: messenger RNA, 690 nt
Organism: Linum tenue
Lineage: Eukaryota; Viridiplantae; Streptophyta; Magnoliopsida; Malpighiales; Linaceae
Source: the annotation of a GenBank genome assembly
AUGUACAACCACAACAACAACAACAACGGCCGGCUGCCGGUCCACCGCGAGCCCAACAAGCCGCCGCCGAUCGAGCGCCACCACACGGCCCGCUACAUCGCCCACCGCGUCCGCGAGAGCCUCACGACCCGCGUCUCAAAAGUCAUCUGCUCCAUCUUCCUCACCAUCCUCCUCGUCGCCGGGAUCGUCGCCUUCGUCCUCUGGCUCAGCCUCCGGCCCCACCGCCCCCGGUUCUUCAUCGAGACCUUCUCGGUCCCCGGGCUCGACCAGCCGGGCGGGUUCCAGAACGCCCAGGUCCGGUUCAAGGUCACGGUCCGGAACUCGAACCAGCACAUGGUGUUCCACUACGGGGCCAUGCAAGGCGCGGUGUUCUACAAGGACCAGCAGAUCGGGUCCGCCCGGCUGACCGAACCGUUCGACCAGGGGCCGAAGACCACGAAGGUUUUGGACGAGGUUCUGACCGGGGCGACCCUGACGGUCAGCAGCCAGCGGUGGGCCGAGUUUCAAGGGGACCGGUCGCUGGGCAAGGUGCCGUUUCGGUUGGAUAUCACGGCGACGAUCAUGUUCAAGGUGUCCACGUGGCGGAGCGAGACGCAUCGGAUGCAUGCCAACUGUGAUGUGGAUGUGGGGCCGGACGGGUCGAUCUUGCCGAUUUUUAGGUCGAAGAGGUGUCCGGUCUAUUUCACUUAA